AUGUUGCUGGAAGCCUUACUCGUAGAGCAGAGCAGCAGGCACGAGGCAUUGACAGACAAAGCAAGAUAUCCCAUGAAACUAAAUGAUAAGUUCGGUAAUAUUGGUGUGUCUGACGAAGUUGUGCUAGCAAUAGUUGGAGUGGAAUGUCCGGUGGAUGAUGUGUUUGCUCAGAGGUUAAUGCUUAAGAGGCUUCCAUUCUUCGACAACGCGCUGGACAUAGUUCAUUCAAUGCAUGUUCUUAGCAACUGGAUUCCAGAUGCUAUGCUGGAAUUCACACUCAAUGAAUGCUCGAUCGCUUCUUCUGCUUUGGAUCACAGCUGA
Messenger RNA from Dovyalis caffra, 321 nucleotides. The record is from the annotation of a GenBank genome assembly. NCBI's taxonomy places the organism in Eukaryota, Viridiplantae, Streptophyta, Magnoliopsida, Malpighiales, Salicaceae.